AUGUGCGAACUCUGGUAUCGAUCCCCAGCCGCCACCUGGGAUGAGGCUCUUCCUGUAGGGAACGGCCGGUUGGGUGCUAUGGUCCAUGGACGCACCACUACCGAGUUGCUCCAGCUGAAUGAGGAUUCGGUGUGGUAUGGGGGCCCCGGGGACCGCACACCGGUCGGUGCAUCUCGGUACCUUCAGCAACUGCGACAAUACAUCCGCAAAGGCGCCCAUGCCGAGGCGGAGGAGCUGGUUCGGCGAGUGUUCUUUGCCCACCCCAUCAGCCAGCGGCAUUACGAGCCACUGGGCACGCUGUUUUUAGAUUUUGGCCACCUCGAGAGUGAGGUCACCGAGUACAGGCGGUCAUUGGAUCUACAGCGAGGCAUUACCCGUGUACAGUAUAUGCACACCGGCGUGCAUUUCGAACGCGAGGUGCUGGCGAGUCAUCCAGAUGCCGUGAUUGCCAUCCGCGUGCGAGCGUCGGAGCCGGUGGAGUUCGUUGUUCGGUUGACGCGCAUGAGCGACCUUGAGUACGAGACAAAUGAGUACCUGGAUGAUGUCGCCGUUGACGAUAAUUGUGUCACUAUGCAUGUCACUCCAGGGGGACGCAACAGUAACCGCGCCUGCUGCAAAGUUGCAAUUCGCUGUGAUGACCCAGAUGGUGCCACCAUUGCUAGGGUCGGGGGUAGGAAGCUUAUGGUUCGAGCGCGAGAAACGCUACUACUCGUUGCCGCACAGACUACCUAUCGAUAUCAAGAUAUUGAUGGGCGAGCUGCGUUGGAUGUGGCUGACGCCCUGCGGUGGUCCACUGAAGAGAUCUGGUCCCGUCACAUUGAAGACUACCAACAACUGUACGCCCGCAUGACUCUGGCAAUGAGCCCAGACGCCUCUCAUAUACCAACGGAUGAGCGGAUCAAGCAUUCUCGCGACCCCGGGCUUGUCUCACUGUACCACAACUUCGGCCGCUACCUCCUGAUUGCUAGCAGUCGAGAGGGCAACGGCAACAAAGUCCUCCCGGCUAACUUACAGGGCAUCUGGAACCCGUCAUUCCAUCCGGCAUGGGGCUCAAAAUACACGUUGAACAUCAACCUCCAAAUGAACUAUUGGCCCGCGAACGUCUGCAAUCUCGCCGAAUGCGAGAUGCCCUUGUUCGAUCUACUUGAGCGGAUCGCCUCCGCGGGCCAGAAAACCGCUCACGAGGUGUACGGCUGCCGUGGCUGGGCUGUACACCACUGUACAGAUAUCUGGGCCGACACGGCGCCCGUCGAUCAAUGGAUGCCAGCAACCCUCUGGCCACUGGGAGGCGCCUGGCUCUGUUUCCAUGUUUGGGAGCGUUUUCUCUUCAGCAAGGAUGAGAUGUUUUUGCGCCGUAUGUUCCCGGUCCUUCGUGGAUGUGUCGAGUUCUUGCUUGAUUUUCUGGUCGAAGAUGCCACCGGUCAGUACCUGGUCACGAGCCCUUCGCUCUCGCCAGAGAAUUUGUUCUAUGAUGCGGAAGGCCGCCAGGGAGUACUCUGCGAGGGUUCAACCAUUGACAUGCAGUUGGUGGAUGCGGUCUUCCACGCCUUUAUUCAAUCAGUCAACAUUCUCAAUCUUAACGAUGACCUCGUGUCACGAGUGAAUCAUGCCAGCGAGCGUCUACCUCCAGCACGCAUUGGUUCAUUCGGCCAACUCCAGGAAUGGACCGCCGAUUAUGCCGAGGUCGAGCCCGGGCAUCGCCAUGUCUCGCACCUCUGGGCCCUGUAUCCAGGACACACCAUCCUUCCGGGCCGCACCAAAGAUUUAGCAGCCGCGUGCGCAGCCACACUUGCCCGCCGGCAGGCUCACGGUGGUGGUCAUACUGGGUGGAGUCGCGCAUGGCUGAUCAAUCUGCAUGCGCGGUUGCGAGCGGCCGAUGAAUGCGGCCGACAUGUUGAGCAGCUCCUAGCGCAGUCUACUCUGCCCAAUCUCCUGGAUACACACCCACCAUUCCAGAUUGAUGGGAAUUUCGGGGCUACGGCAGGCAUUGUGGAGAUGCUGGUGCAGUCGCACGAGGAGGGUAUCAUUCGGCUCCUCCCCGCGUGCCCGGACAGCUGGAAAGCUGGGUCGAUCCGCGGGGUAAAGGCGCGAGGUGGAUUUGAGCUGGACUUCCGAUGGGAAGAUGGAUUCAUCGUCGGCGAAGUGCUUAUUCGUUCGUUAUUGGGGUUGAACGCAGUGGUCUACUUCCCUCAUGAUGGGCCGCAGGUACAGAUCCAAGGGGAGGGCAUACACAACAUACACGCCCCCUAA
Messenger RNA from Aspergillus terreus NIH2624, 2250 nucleotides. Its product is annotated as glycoside hydrolase family 95 protein. The coding region runs from base 1 to 2250 and encodes 749 amino acids. The record is from RefSeq and is a predicted model, not a curated record. Gene Ontology annotation, biological process: carbohydrate metabolic process. Gene Ontology annotation, molecular function: alpha-L-fucosidase activity. NCBI's taxonomy places the organism in Eukaryota, Fungi, Ascomycota, Eurotiomycetes, Eurotiales, Aspergillaceae. The transcript has a single exon.